AUGUUGAAUCAUUCAUCGACAUUCACCCUGACUCAUUUCUUGGCUGCGGGAGAUGCUUCUUUCAGGAAGAUCGAUAUACCGUUAUCGUGUAUUCAUGAGGGCAGUGGGGCAUUCCCAUUGAGCCUCACAUGGGCCAAUCUGCUUUGGCUGAACUUGUCAAACAUCACGACUGACUCGGCGUGUCUGUCGAAACUAGUCAGCCUCCUCAAGAACCUCAAUGGACACGCCAUUCUUGCAGUAAAACUGGGGGUGCUACUUCAUUCACAUCAUACAGAUGGUGGACUUCUGUUAGGGAACUGGGCAGAGCUGCACGACGCCUUGUCGGACGUUGGACACUUUCCCAGACUCACGUUGGUCAAAAUUGUCCUGACCUUUGACGUGAAAGCCGAUGGAAUCCUUGAGAAAUUGACCGCCCAGCUCCCAAAGCUAUACGAUCGGGGUGUUCUCAGGGUUGAAGAAGAUCCUAACAACGAUGUGAAUAUGCUGAACCGGUACAUGCUAGAUAACCCGGUGACUUUGGACGAUCUCACAAUAUUCAGCUCACUCAUCAGCGAAGUCGACCAAGGCUCAGACGUCGAUGAGUAA
This is a messenger RNA of Fibroporia radiculosa, 585 nucleotides long. RefSeq lists its product as uncharacterized. NCBI's taxonomy places the organism in Eukaryota, Fungi, Basidiomycota, Agaricomycetes, Polyporales, Fibroporiaceae. The transcript has 2 exons. Bases 1 to 585 code for a protein of 194 amino acids. The record is from RefSeq and is a predicted model, not a curated record.